Messenger RNA from Mangifera indica (mango), 846 nucleotides. RefSeq names its product ethylene-responsive transcription factor ERF084. The coding region runs from base 1 to 846 and encodes 281 amino acids. Gene Ontology annotation, biological process: regulation of DNA-templated transcription. The transcript has a single exon. The record is from RefSeq and is a predicted model, not a curated record. Lineage: Eukaryota; Viridiplantae; Streptophyta; Magnoliopsida; Sapindales; Anacardiaceae. Gene Ontology annotation, molecular function: DNA binding; DNA-binding transcription factor activity.
AUGCACAACUCUAUCAACUCUCAAAAGCUUCAAGCUUUUCCGCUCUUCUUUUCCAAUCCUGAGCCCUACCGAACAACCGAUACGUUUCAUUUUUUACCGGUGGCUCCGUCUCUUUAUAAUUGUUGCCCUCUCUUUGGAAGCAGUUUUCUUUCCUUCUCUUCAAGCGUUCCCAUUUUGACCGAUAUUUCAGGCGGGGUUCCGUUAUUUGCUCCUAGAGGUGAAGUUUCAGGGCCCAAGACGAAAGUCGGAAAGAACCAUUCUGUGACUGAAGCUGAUCGAGCUACUCCUGUUCUUGAUGGAAUCGCUGCUGUUGUUGGCCAAGAUGUUCUCUUUGGAACAAACAAUGGGAAAUCUUCUGAUGCCGGUGGCAAAAACAAUAAUAAUAAUAAUAAUAAUAAUAAUAAUGCUAUUCCAGUUCAGAAGAACUACCGGGGGGUGAGAAAGAGACCGUGGGGAAGGUGGUCAGCGGAGAUACGCGACCGUAUAGGGCGGUGCCGCCACUGGCUUGGAACCUUCGACACAGCAGAAGAGGCGGCGCGUGCUUAUGACGCGGCCGCAAGGAGGCUUAGAGGGUCUAAAGCUAGGACCAACUUUGAAAUCCCCUCGGUUUUGCCUCUCACAUCGACUUCUAAUUCUUCAUCUUCUUCGUCUACUGAGGUUAAGAAAGUGAAGAGCAAAGUGAAUAGCGCGAGGAAGUGUUCAGUGGUGACCUCUGUGGCCCAUUUAUUUUCCAAUAAUUCUAAUGUUCUAAAAGUUGAAGGAAAUAGUAAUAAUCUAGAGCUCGAUUUGAAGCUGGGAGUUGGAUAUGGAAACAGAAAUAGAGCUCCGUCAAUGGCUACUGUUUAA